AAGGGAGGAGGGGGAAAGGGAAAUCUUGGCUGCUGCAGGUCGGAUCAAGCCGGCAGCGCCCUCUCCUCCUGGCCGGCUUUGAUCAUCCGGGCUCUGAAAUCCGAGACUCCAGUGGUAGAUCUCACUGCUGGGAGAUUAGAAAUGAUUCAGGAGGAGGCAAUAGGAAAGGAUGGAGUUUUGUUGUAAUUUUUUAAAUUAUUUUUGGCUGGAUGUGAAAGGAAGCUCGAGACAGCCCAUAAAAAGGAAAGAAACUGCUUGUUCUUCCUUCCAGAAAUGGCCCGACACUCAGCGCAUCUGUGGAGAAAGGUGCGAGAGAGAUGAUGUUCCAGAAGAUUCUUGAAACCCUCUUUCCCUGGACCUCCUUCUCUGUCUGACACAUUGGGAAGCUGUUUCUGUUAAGUCACCCAGAUGUGAACGCAGGAGAAAAGAAUUCCCGACGACAGUAGAGAGAGAAAACCAUGCAUUUCUGUUCUUUUGGAGGAGACGGACAUGCAAAACUCUGGUGGCCCUGAAGCUGGGAAAUAGCCGGACGACGUGGAAGUCUGGAGCAAGGGGGAAAACGCUAGAAGGAACAGACCAAACCGAACACCGUGGGAGGCACUCUCAGUUCAGACAUCCAGUACCAGCAUUUCUGGGAGUUUUACUACCUGAAGAACGAGUCCCACCUCCCAAGCAGGCCCAUUGAGAGAUGUGGUGAAUCCUGGGACAUUUCACAUUGUGUCUUCAGAAUUGGUCACCUCAGAGUUUGUUCACCCAAGACCAUAGCACAUCCUCCUGCAGGAAGCAGAGGAAAAAGGAGGAGGAACUGUUUUCUCAGACCCUGGAAAUAACCUGGGAACACAUCAUCCUAUAUCUCUUCUGCAUGGAGGAAUGGAGAUGAGGUCCAUGAAGCCAGAGCAAGUUGCAGAAGCUCUGGAGGAGCUGUCUGUGUCUUUCUCAGAGGAAGAGUGGGCUCUGCUGGAUCCCGACCAAAGGGCUCUGCACAAGGAAGUCAUGGAGGAGACUCUGACCCAUCUGGUGUCUCUCGGUAUUGGAAUGAUGUUGGAAAGUUACCCUUGUUCAACUCUUUUUGGAGAAGUGGGAACAGCUCCUGCAGAACCGGAUCUGGCUGGAACAAGCUGCUGGAGCAGUGUCGGAUGCUUUCCUCCCUCGAAAAUGUCUCGGAGCUCGAAGUUCCCCUUCUCUCAGGAUGUCCUGGCGACCUUUGAGGAUAUUGCUGUCCAUUUCAUGGAAGAGGAAUGGGCUCUACUGAAUGAACGCCAGAGGGCUCUGCACCGAAAAGUCAUGGAGGAAAAUGUAGCCAGUCUGAUCUCUCUGGCCAUGAGUAGGAGAGUGAAGAUGAGUGAGGAAGAAGAAGGUGCUGUGUUUCUUGGCGCCAUCAUGGCUAAAAAGCAGAAAGAACCCUUAAAAUGCAGCAAGACCGUCCCGCGUAGAAGAUGCCUUGCUUCCCAUCACCAAUUCCAUACAUCAAAGGAGAUGCUGAAAAGUUUGGAAGAAGGAAGGAGCUUUGGUCAGAGUGGUCCACUUUUCUCCCAUCCAAGCAUCCACACAGUGGAGAAACCGUUUCAGUGCUUGGAAUGUGGAAAGGGCUUCACGCAGAGUGGAAAUCUUGCUUCCCACAUGAGAAUCCACAGAGGCGAGAAGCCAUUUCUCUGCUUGGAAUGUGGGAAGAGCUUCAGACAGAGCUCACACCUGGCUUCCCAUAUGAGAAUCCACACGGAAGAGAAACCCUAUCAAUGCAUGGAAUGUGAGAAAAGCUUCAGUCACCGCAAUACACUUAGUUCACAUCUUAGAACUCACACUGGGGAGAAACCUUUUAAGUGCAUGGAAUGCGGAAGGAGCUUCAGCCAAAGCAGCAUCCUUUCUAUUCAUCAGAGGACACACACUGGGGAGAAACCCUAUAAAUGCAUGGAAUGUGGAAAGAGCUUCAGUCACAGCAGUGCCCUGAGUUCACAUCACAGAACUCACACUGGGGAGAAACCGUAUAAAUGCGUGGAAUGUGGAAAGAGCUUCAGUCACAGCAGUGCCCUGAGUUCACAUCACAGAACUCACACUGGGGAGAAACCGUAUAAAUGCGUGGAAUGUGGAAAGAGCUUCAGUCACAGCAGUGCCCUGAGUUCACAUCACAGAACUCACACUGGGGAGAAACCGUAUAAAUGCGUGGAAUGUGGAAAGAGCUUCAGUCACAGCAGUGCCCUGAGUUCACAUCACAGAACUCACACUGGGGAGAAACCGUAUAAAUGCGUGGAAUGUGGAAAGAGCUUCAGUCACAGCAGUGCCCUGAGUUCACAUCACAGAACUCACACUGGGGAGAAACCGUAUAAAUGCGUGGAAUGUGGAAAGAGCUUCAGUCACAGCAGUGCCCUGAGUUCACAUCACAGAACUCACACUGGGGAGAAACCGUAUAAAUGCGUGGAAUGUGGAAAGAGCUUCAGUCACAGCAGUGCCCUGAGUUCACAUCACAGAACUCACACUGGGGAGAAACCGUAUAAAUGCGUGGAAUGUGGAAAGAGCUUCAGUCACAGCAGUGCCCUGAGUUCACAUCACAGAACUCACACUGGGGAGAAACCGUAUAAAUGCGUGGAAUGUGGAAAGAGCUUCAGUCACAGCAGUGCCCUGAGUUCACAUCACAGAACUCACACUGGGGAGAAACCGUAUAAAUGCGUGGAAUGUGGAAAGAGCUUCAGUCACAGCAGUGCCCUGAGUUCACAUCACAGAACUCACACUGGGGAGAAACCGUAUAAAUGCGUGGAAUGUGGAAAGAGCUUCAGUCACAGCAGUGCCCUGAGUUCACAUCACAGAACUCACACUGGGGAGAAACCGUAUAAAUGCGUGGAAUGUGGAAAGAGCUUCAGUCACAGCAGUGCCCUGAGUUCACAUCACAGAACUCACACUGGGGAGAAACCGUAUAAAUGCGUGGAAUGUGGAAAGAGCUUCAGUCACAGCAGUGCCCUGAGUUCACAUCACAGAACUCACACUGGGGAGAAACCGUAUAAAUGCGUGGAAUGUGGAAAGAGCUUCAGUCACAGCAGUGCCCUGAGUUCACAUCACAGAACUCACACUGGGGAGAAACCGUAUAAAUGCGUGGAAUGUGGAAAGAGCUUCAGUCAGAGCAGUGCCCUGAGUUCCCAUCACAGAACUCACACUGGGGAGAAACCGUAUAAAUGCAUGGAAUGUGGAAAGAGCUUCAUUCAGAGCAGUAGCCUCAGUUCCCAUCACAGAAGUCACACUGGGGAGAAACCACAUAAAUGCAUGGAAUGUGGGAAGAGCUUCAGACAGAGCUCACACCUGGCUUCCCAUAUGAGAAUCCACACGGAAGAGAAACCCUAUCAAUGCAUGGAAUGUGGAUUGAGCAUCAGUCGGAAGGGCAACCUGCAUUCACAUCAAAGAAUUCACACUGGGGAAAAACCAUACCAAUGCAUGGAAUGUGGAAAGAGUUUCAUUCAGAGCAGUAGCCUCAGUUCCCAUCAAAGAUCUCACACUGGGGAGAAACCAUAUAAAUGCAUGGAAUGUGGAAAGAGCUUCAGUCGUAGCAGUGCCCUGAGUUCACAUCACAGAACUCACACUGGGGAGAAACCAUAUAAAUGCAUGGAAUGUGGGAAGAGCUUCAGACAGAGCUCACACCUGGCUUCCCAUAUGAGAAUCCACACGGAAGAGAAACCCUAUCAAUGCAUGGAAUGUGAGAAAAGCUUCAGUCACCGCAAUACACUUAGUUCACAUCUUAGAACUCACACUGGGGAGAAACCUUUUAAGUGCAUGGAAUGCGGAAGGAGUUUCAGCCAAAGCAGCAUUCUUUCUAUUCAUCAGAGGACACAUACCGGGGAGAAACCCUAUCAAUGUGUGCAAUGUGGGGAGAGCUUCAGUCAGAACCAUCACCUUAGUUUACAUCUAAGAACUCACACAGGAGAGAAACCAUACAAAUGCACGGAAUGUGGGAAGAGCUUCAGUCGGAUCCAUCACCUUAGUUUACACCAAAGGACACACACAGGGGAGAAGCCAUACAAAUGCCUAGAAUGUGGGAAGAGCUUCAGUCACAGCAGUACUCUCAGUAGACAUCAAAGAACUCACACACGGGAGAAACCUUUUAAAUGCCCGGAAUGUGGUAAGGACUUCAGUCGCAGCUGUAGCCUUAAUUCACAUGAAAGAAUGCACACGGGGGAGAAGCCUUUUAAAUGCCUGAAAUGUGGGAAGAGGUUCAGUAGAACCUGUAACCUGCGUUCACAUCAAAGAACUCACGCAGGAGAGAAACUGUUUGGAUCAGAAAAUCUGUCAAGGGAUCCCAUGAGUUCACAGACCUUGCUUCUCCUCAAAGAAGCUACACAGCAGGAAAGCAUUUAGGUCCGGAAAUCUGAAAAGGUCUCAAUUCUGAUCACCCAUCAAAUAUUCCAUGGAGUUCGAGUGAAAACUCUCUUAAUUUCUCUGGGUGUGGAAAGAUCUUUAGGCAGAAAAGACAUUUUAUGUUGUAACCUUUUACAUUCUAUGGGGCUAUUUGGAUGAAUUUCACAUUUUUGCAUUUACGUAACAAACCACAUGAGUAAUUAGAGCAAUGACAAAAUGCUAGAAUUUUGCCCUUUAGAUUUCAAAGUCUAACAUAAAUGCAAGGUAUCCUUCCUCAACUGUGUUGGGUAUUCAAAACCCCCAAAUAAAAUAUCAUUUCAAUUG
Pogona vitticeps (central bearded dragon) is the source of this 4662-nucleotide messenger RNA. The record is from RefSeq and is a predicted model, not a curated record. Lineage: Eukaryota; Metazoa; Chordata; Lepidosauria; Squamata; Agamidae.